Molecule: messenger RNA, 825 nt
Organism: Aphanomyces astaci
Lineage: Eukaryota; Oomycota; Saprolegniomycetes; Saprolegniales; Verrucalvaceae
Exons: 4
Coding region: 1-825 (274 amino acids)
Source: RefSeq, a predicted model, not a curated record
AUGGGGCUCAUCAUCACAGAGAUUGGAACGCAUACUCUGCGCAAAGGUGUGGCCACUGCUCUGACAAAUACGCCAGGCGGUCUUCAGGCAGUGUCGGUUUGGCUCCGCGCUGGAUGGAACCUGGGUGGAGUCCAGGGUCGAUACAUUUUCGCUGGCUCGGGUGGUGAUCAAUUUGUACGAGGAGCAUCCGCAGGUCUCAACGUCAAUGAUGCUUCGUUUGCUACACUGCCCCCUCACUUCCAUGGCCCGGUGUUGAGUGUGGAGCAAUGGAAAUGUAUCGUGCCCGGCUAUGACAGCCAUUAUCCGCCAACGUUUCGUCUGCUGGUCGACCUGGUGUUGCUUGGUGUCAUGUGGAAUCCUGUGUCGAAAAUGAUGUCCACCGGAAUCCCCCCCCAUGUUGCCCAAUCCGACAAAAUUCAGACGCUGGAGAACGAAGUCAAAAUGCUGGGCUCGACCAUACAGCAGAAAUUGGACGAAAUGCCUGUGAUUGUGGCCGGUGAGCUCAUGGCACAGGGUGGAAUGAGUGGAAGCUCUCAGCUGACAACCAGUGCAUUCCAUCAAGUGCUCUCUCAGCUCCGUGAGAGCAUUCUCCGUGAUUUGCAAAAGCCCCGAUUGAGCGUCGAUCCCAUGGUCCCUGCCGAGUCAAGUACGACGACAGAUGCCUCCUCCACACCGGACUCUGCCGAAUUCCUGGCGUGCUACAAAAAAAUUGCCGUGUCUGUGGGCAUCCCUACAAGCAACGACGAAUGGGAAGCGCGGCGCAUGGACGAAAUGAGCUACCUCACGUUGUAUCGGUCGUUUUCCACGUCCUCUGUGCCGCCGUGA